Ruditapes philippinarum (Manila clam) is the source of this 1636-nucleotide messenger RNA. RefSeq lists its product as uncharacterized. NCBI's taxonomy places the organism in Eukaryota, Metazoa, Mollusca, Bivalvia, Venerida, Veneridae. The record is from RefSeq and is a predicted model, not a curated record. The coding region runs from base 77 to 1636 and encodes 519 amino acids. The transcript has 4 exons.
AGAUCGGAGCUUACAAGACAUGCCAAUGUAUACUUGUAUAAUUCUUUAAGUGGGAAAGAUACAAAGUUUGCAAGAAAUGGCUUCACUUAACCCUAUACAGUUAGAAAAGGAAAACAGUUACUGGGUAAAAGCUCAGUUAGCUGUGUUGUAUACUAAAGAAGGACUUGAACCAUUUGUGUGUAAUGAAAUUCAGCAAUUUCAAUUGAAAUGCUUAGAUGAUAUAUGUUACAGCAAUGGACUAUUAAGUGGGACUUUGUGUUCAAGUUGCUGUACAGAAAAUCUUGUAAAAUGUCCAACAAAUAAAAUAUGCAGUGUUGGACGUGGAAAAUGCAGGUAUCAUCGAAAUGCUGCAAAAAGGUUUAAUCCUGCCGGCUGCCCUAACAAGAUAUGUCAUAAUUUCACAACUGAGAUACAGAAUGUACAUAGGUACUCUGAUCCAUCGUACAAAAACACUGAUGCUACCCAGUGGUGUGGUAAUUUCUGGGAAGUGGCGAAAUGCUUCAUGCCUCCAGAUGGGUAUGCAGAUAAAGCAUCUGCAGCAGAAACAGACUUCAAUGGUAUAAUCAGCAUUAUUCUCAAUCACAAAGCCUUCCAGGGAAAAAUAAAAGAAGACCUCAACAAUAAGACAAAUAUGUUUGAAAGGGCAAGAGACAUUGGAAGAGAUGUGCGACAUUCUCCAAAACCUGAAGUAGAAGAUUCAGAUCUUAAGAAAUACUUCCAUUUAUUAAGGCAACUUCUUUCUGAUCCCGGGUAUUUAGCUAAAGACACGCAUGCACAGGAUGCUAAAAAUAAACUUACAGAGCUAGAAAAUGGCACUCUAGUCAUAAAUGAACAAUGUAUGGAGAAAGUACGACGCGAUUCAAAGCAAAAACUGAAGUAUGAACUAAUAACAUGGUACAACACCAAACAUAGUACAGUUCAUCUUUCACCACUCACAGAUGCUUUCCCUACCCCUCUUGCCGGGUUCUACAUUAUGCCAGAAGUUGACAUACAGACAAAUCUUCCAGAUGGAAGGAAAGAAACAACUAGGGUCAAGUCGUUAGGGGACCUGCUUACAUCGGGUAGGAAUGUUCCACUGGAAAUAUAUUUAUCAGCAGUCGCUGGACUUGGGAAAACAGCAUUUUCAAAAUAUCUCGCUAUAACAUGGUGUCAAGCUCAUAAAAAUGAUGAAAUGUAUAACCUUUUUAAAGAUGAAGAAUUAGAGGCUGUAUCUGGCUUCGAGUUUUUAUUUUUAAUUAUAUUGAGAGAUUCCGCUAAAGUCUGCGAUGUCGACAACAUGAUUGAACAACAAGUCAUACAAUAUCUUCCAUGCUCAUCUUCAAUGCCGGAAGUGUUUUUGAAGGAUCUAUUAAAGGAUAUUUUACGUGAUGAACAAUGCCUUGUUAUAUUAGAUGGACUUGAUGAAUGGACUCAUCCUGAUAACAAUUGUACAAAACUUCCUAAAAGUGUUCCUCAUCGAUAUGCACGUGAUAAAUGUGUAAUCUUAACAACGACCAGGCCAUGGAAGCUUGGAGUCUCAAACUUAGAGAUAAGUCAAAUUCAUAAAACAAUAGAGCUAGUUAAACUAAAUGAAGACAAAACAAGGGAGUUUAAUCUAAACGCAAUGAAAAUAUUGAAACGAAACAAUGAAGAUUGA